Rhinopithecus roxellana (golden snub-nosed monkey) is the source of this 594-nucleotide messenger RNA. RefSeq lists its product as uncharacterized. The record is from RefSeq and is a predicted model, not a curated record. NCBI's taxonomy places the organism in Eukaryota, Metazoa, Chordata, Mammalia, Primates, Cercopithecidae. The transcript has 2 exons. The annotation marks the transcript as partial.
UGUCCAAGCUUGAUGAGUGUAAAAUUGUGCCUCAAAACCAUUCGCUUCUUGAAAAUGAUCUUAAAAAUGCAACGUCCUCUUUCUUACCAAAGAAAGCAAGUGACAACUCAAAUAUAUCUAACUCUGAGUUGCUGCCUUUUCUCCAGAAUUUAUGUAGUCAAGUUAAUCAUCUCCGUGUGGGAAAUAAGACCGAGUGUCAGGAAAACAUCACCAAGCAUGGCGAACGCAUUCUUGGUGUUGGAAUGGAAGAGCAACCUGUUUGCUCCUACUUGGAAAAGAUUCUUUCUAAAAAUAUGGAACUGAUGGAAAAGAAACUUAUGGAUUACAUUGACCAGCGAAUAUAUAAACUCCAGGAGCACAUUGAUGAUAAGAUUGCUUUGUUAAUGGAUUUGCUGCAAAAUCCCAACUCCCCGCCCACUGGGAUACCUCUGAGACAUUAUGACUCUGGAGAAAGACUUUCAAAUGGAGAAAGAUAAGCUCUCAACGUAAACAGUGUACUGCAGAUAUUUAUUACAUAUUUAUUACAAAGCCAAAACCCAAAAAUAUUUAUAAAAAGCAAGUAUUUAAUGUCCUUUGAGGGAUCAUUGUCUUACA